CAAUCAGAACCUAGAAUCAACUAAUGCAGUUUGAUCCCUGUUUGACUCCUAUCUGAGAACAGAGAGGGGUUGGACUUCAAACUUCAACCUUACAGCAAUAAAGACACUGGCUUCACCAGAAACUCCAAUGUAGCAGUACAAAGUUUGCUUGUUGCUUAAGUAAUUAAAAGCUUGGUGAAGGCAUUGACAGAGACACAUUUCACUUCAGCGUCCAACAAAAAAUAAACAUCAUUUUGGCAGAAAUACAGAAGGAAAGACCAGGAUUCAGCUCUUUGUCUCUGUAAUUUCUUACCAAGAAUUAAUUUUGCAGUCUCAUCACUGAACGAGUCACUGACAAUGUAAACUAACUAGAGGAGAAUGGAUGAGGAUUUUAGAAAACCUGGGAACACCAGAGAGGGCUCAAAACUGUUCCAAAGCUUAUUUCCAGGGUGUAUCAGGUCAAGUUACAGUGAAGAUGAAGGUUCUCUCAUUCUGUCACAGACCCAGAGCCAGCUCCCCUCUCCCUGGUUUUAUUGUUUUCUUCUUUACUUGUUAUGUUCACAAGAUGGAAUCAGCAAAGUUCACAGUGAUUGGACCCCAUAACACUGUUGCUGCCAUCCUGGGUCAGGAAGCUGUGUUACCCUGUCACCUGUUCCCCCGGAUGAGCGCUGCAAACAUGGAGGUGAGAUGGUUCCGAUCUCAGUUUGUACCCUUUGUGCACCUGUAUCGUGAUGGGAAGGAUCAGUAUGAAAGGCAGAUGCCAGAAUACCAGGGAAGGACGGAGCUUUUGAAAGCCGGACUCACAGAUGGAAAUGUUCACUUGAGGAUUCUCAAUAUCAGACACUCUGAUGAAGGACAAUACCACUGCUUUGUUCAAGAUGAUACUUUUUAUGAAGAAACCGUAUUGGAACUGCGAGUAGCAGGUCUGGGCUCUGCUCCUCUCAUCUCUGUUGAGGGUCACCAGGAUGGAGGGAUCCGGGUGGUUUGUCGAUCAGCUGGUUGGUACCCAGAGCCUGAGAUACAGUGGAAAGGUCUCAAUGGGCGACGUUUACCAUCACUCUCUGAAACUAAAUCCCAAGGGUAUAACAACCUGUUUGAAACAGAAACUGUGAUCAUUGUAACAGAACAGUCAAACCAAAACUUGUCCUGUUGCAUCAGGAACGCCGUUCUCAAUCAAGAAAAGGAAUCAGCAGUUUAUAUGGCAGAUCCAUUUUUCCCGAAAGUGAAUUCCUGGAUGGUGGCUCUGAGUAUGAUCUUAGUGGUUUUGUUUGGUUUCAUUGGCCUCACUGUUUAUCUCUUUAAAAUGAAAGGGAAACUUACUGAAGAAGUUGGCAAACAAGAUAUAGAAAUUGACCAACGAGAUAAAGAAAUAAGCAAACUACAUAUAGAAAUUGAGAAACGAGAUAACGAAAUAAGGUGGAGAAGAUCUGUGGCACCUGUAGAAGAAGCGAAUGUGACUCUGGAUCCAGACACGGCUCAUCCCAAACUCAUCCUGUCUGAGGAUCGGAAAAGUGUGAAAUGGGGAGGCAUGUGGCAGCAUCUGUCCAACAACCCUGAGAGAUUUGACACUGUGUUCUGUGUGCUGGGCUGUGAGGGAUUCACCUUGGGAAGACAUUGCUGGGAGGUGGAGGUGGGGGAUGGGACAUUUUGGGCUGUGGGGGUGGCCAGAGAGUCUGUGGAGAGGAAAGGAUGGAUCAGCCGUAGCCCAGAGGGAGGGAUCUGGGCUGUGGAGUGGUGGUGGGGUCAGUUCCGGGCUCUCACCUCCCCUGUGACCCUCCUGCCCCUAACCCGGGCCCCCAGCAGGGUCCGGAUUUGUCUGGACUGUGAACGGGGUCAGGUGACAUUUAUUGAUGCUGGUGAUGACACCCAGAUCUUCACUUUCCCGCCGGGCUCCAUCCCUCGGGAGAGAAUCCGACCCUGGCUCUGGGUCUUGGGACCCCAGCUCAGACUGUGUCCGUGAUACUGGGGACCCUGAAAUUAGCAUCUCUUACCUCACACACCCCAGUCUCUAUGAAUCUAGAGGACUCCCAUCUAUCCAGCCUCUGGCUUCUCAUCUCUAUGACCCCUGGAAGCUCCUUCCCCUCCCUGCAUCCCCAGGGAUGGAAGGGGGGUGAAGAACCCCUGUAGCUGCAGAAGGAGCAGAGGGGCCCUGAAGGGCAGAGGUGGGGGCUGGGCA
Messenger RNA from Trachemys scripta elegans, 2155 nucleotides. Its product is annotated as butyrophilin subfamily 1 member A1-like. Gene Ontology annotation, molecular function: protein binding. Lineage: Eukaryota; Metazoa; Chordata; Testudines; Emydidae. The record is from RefSeq and is a predicted model, not a curated record. The coding region runs from base 362 to 1939 and encodes 525 amino acids. The transcript is spliced from 13 exons.